Molecule: messenger RNA, 1895 nt
Organism: Arabidopsis thaliana (thale cress)
Lineage: Eukaryota; Viridiplantae; Streptophyta; Magnoliopsida; Brassicales; Brassicaceae
Product: NAD-dependent epimerase/dehydratase family protein
Exons: 5
Coding region: 114-902 (262 amino acids)
Molecular function (GO): oxidoreductase activity
Source: RefSeq, marked reviewed
AUUGACCCUUAUCUUUUAUUUUUAUGGUAAGAAAAUUGACACUUAUCUAAUACUCACUAGGUGUGUAUAUAUAAUGUAGCAUUUCUGGUCAUUGAAAGUAACUUACAAGCAAAAUGGACAAAAGAUGGAGUCUCAAAGGUAUGACUGCUCUUGUGACCGGUGGAGCCAGUGGAAUCGGUUAUGCCAUAGUAGAAGAGUUGGCUGGUUUUGGAGCUAGAAUCCAUGUAUGUGACAUCUCUGAAGCUAAGCUCAAUCAAAGUUUAAGCGAAUGGGAAAAGAAAGGUUUUCAAGUAAGUGGCUCAGUUUGUGAUGUAGCCUCUCGUCCCGAGAGAGAAGAACUGAUGCAAACCGUCUCCUCGCAGUUCGAUGGCAAACUCAACAUUCUUGUAAGCAAUGUGGGCGUAAUCCGCUCAAAGCCAACAACAGAAUAUACCGAAGACGAUUUCGCUUUUCAUAUAUCAUCAAACGUGGAAGCUGCUUACCAUUUUAGCCAGCUUUCACAUCCUCUCCUAAAGGCUUCAGGCUAUGGAAGCAUCAUCUUUGUUUCCUCUAUUGCAGGGGUUAUAUCUUUUGACGCUGGAUCCAUUUAUGGUCUAACAAAAGGAGCUUUGAUUCAGCUAGCUAAAAAUUUGGCAUGUGAAUGGGCAAAAGACGGCAUAAGAGCCAACGCUGUUGCGCCUAAUGUCAUCAAUACUCCUCUGUCUCAAUCUUAUCUUGAGGACGUCAGUUUCAAGAAGGCAUUGUUGAGUAGGACUCCACUUGGUCGUGUUGGAGAGCCAAAUGAAGUUGCAUCACUAGUGGCCUUCUUGUGUCUACCUGCAGCUUCUUAUAUUACUGGUCAGACUAUUUGUGUUGAUGGAGGUCUCACCGUUAAUGGCUUCUCCUAUCAGCCAGAGGUUUGAGUAUGGUCAUGUCUCGUUCUUUUUGUUUGUCUAGAAUUUUCAGUGUUCUCUCAAAUAAAAUAUUUCAAACUAUGAGUAUAUGAAUAAAAAAAUAAAUAUAUCAUAAUUACAUUAUGGAUAUACUUACAAUGUAUCUCUCAUACAUGAAAAUGUUCUAUUCCAUCUUGUGUUUACUACUAACUUACUAAGUGAAAAGAAGACUCUGUUUUUAUGCUCUGUUUUGUUGUAAACCGGUAGACUUAGAAAAGUUGGGACCUCAUAGUUGAACCCAAAAUAACAAAAGUGAAUUUCAAAACUAGCAUAUAUAUAAUAGAGACUCAAAAUAAAGCAAUCACAGAGAGAUAAACCCAAAAUUCAAUGGAUGGCAACGAGAAAACCUUUUGUGACCAACUACAUGAUACAUUGAUAUACCAUUUUAUGACAUACUAUUAAUUAAUAAAUGCUGUGGUGUGCCCAUACCGGAUUCAUAUAAAUGUUUAUACGACUGCAUAGCAUUUCCACUACAGUUUAAACUCUACCACCCAAAUACCAAUUUUUUUUUUUUUUUGACAUUGGUUUCAAGGAGGCAUUGUUGAGUAGAACUUCACUUCGUCGCGUUGGAGAGCCGAAUGAAGUUUCAUCACUAGUGGUCUUCUUGUGUCUCCCUGCAGCUUCAUAUAUUACUGGUCAAAUGGUCAAACCAUUUGUAUUGAUGGAGGUCUAACUGUUAAUGGCUUCACCUAUCAGCCACAGGCUUGAGAAUGGUCAUGUCGCGUUCUGUUUGUUUGUCAUGAAUUCUCAGUGUUCUCUUAAAUCAAAUCUCUCACACUAUGAGUAUAUGAACAAAAUCAUAUACAAUAUCACAAUUCCAUUAUGGAUAUUCUCCCAAUCUAUCUCUCAUACAUGAAAAUGUUCUAUUUCGAUCUUGUAUUUAAAUAAUGUUAAUACUCUGUUUUAAUUUGUGUAUCCUGAUUUUUUUUUCUUUUUGAAGUUCAACAAAUAUAUCAAAAUAAC